Molecule: messenger RNA, 1346 nt
Organism: Tauraco erythrolophus (red-crested turaco)
Lineage: Eukaryota; Metazoa; Chordata; Aves; Musophagiformes; Musophagidae
Source: RefSeq, a predicted model, not a curated record
AUGGCUGCUACCUCCCAGUUCACCAGUCGAUACAAAAAGGAUCUGAGCACAGAAGCGCUCAGAACGAAAGUUGCGCGCAGAAAAUCCAUGCUUCAGAAGGAGAACAGGCACAAGUUGUUUGAAAAGGGCAGGCGGUUUGGACUGGCAGAUGUCAACGUCCAGCUCUCAAAAGAGAGGGGAAGUUCUCGACUACAUGAGACAAGCGAAACGUGCUCUCAAGAGAACAGCAGUGGAAAGCAGAAACAAUGUACAAAUGCAGCCACCAAGAGGAUUAAUGAACGCAAGGAAAUGCUCCAGCGCUACAAAGAAGAAAAGGAGCUUCGAAAACAGAGGGAGCAAAGAGAGAAAGCAAAAAAGGGUGUGUUUAAAGUGGGAUUAUACAGACCAGCUGCGCCUGGAUUUCUUUCACUUGUACCUGAAGAUCCUGUGACAGUAAAGCCAAGAGAGAAGGCAGCUCCCGCGUCCUCUGGGAGGAUUACUCGAUCAAAGGCCAAGAUCCAAGAAGAAAAAGCUGUGAUACCGACUGCAUCUAAGCACUCUAUGGUCUGUGCCAACGGGCAUAGCGUGCGCCCUACGCAAGCGGGACGCAAACAGAUGAGUACGGACAAAGCAGCUGAAAAACAGAAAGUGUUGCAGACUGCAGUCCAGACAACUGCAAACGUAAGAGUCACCAGAGCAGCCUCCUCUGCAGCUAGGCAGAUGCUGAAAACAGCAACUACUGCUGCUACUACUACUGGUAACCAGUCACAGAGAAAGACAGCAAAUGUAGGAAAACAGAAGAAAGCAGUCAAACCUGACAUCAUGGAGGUAAUUCCUUCUAAACAUGAAGUCUUUCAUCUGGACCCAGUGAUGAAAGAUUCUGCAGCUGAUUCUGAACAUUCAGCAUCAGUAGAACUUCGACAGGAGCAAACCUCAGCAGAAAACAAAGCCAAUUCUGUUCCACGGAGACCCAGAACUCGCUCUUUCGCACCUCAAAACUUUGUGUUUCAGCCAUUAAGUGGAUUAGCGACCUACAAAGUUACACCCAUGACUCCUUCUAGGGCAAAUGCAUUUUUGACACCUAAUGCCUUCUGGGAUUUCGCGACGUCUCCAGUUAAUAUAAUUGAAAAAUCCAGUGAGACUAGGGCAGAAGAGCUUAAUUUUAAAAGUCAAGUUUCACCUGCUGGUGAAGGCAUUCAAGAACAGCAAACCACUACAAGUCUGAAAGGAGAAAACGCAAGUGAAUCAGAGGCGCAGACUUCCAUUCAGAGACCAAAUGAAACAAUUCCUGUCUCUGCAGAUAAAACAGUCCUUGAAGUGAAGUCAGAUGAUAUAAGAGAGCAAGAGCAUGAUGUGCCCUAUUUCAG